Naumovozyma castellii is the source of this 1767-nucleotide messenger RNA. It is a transcript of the gene FOB1, whose product is annotated as replication fork barrier binding protein FOB1. The coding region runs from base 1 to 1767 and encodes 588 amino acids. NCBI's taxonomy places the organism in Eukaryota, Fungi, Ascomycota, Saccharomycetes, Saccharomycetales, Saccharomycetaceae. The record is from RefSeq and is a predicted model, not a curated record. The transcript has a single exon.
AUGGAGCCAUCAGAACAUGAGUCAAGCGCCCUGCGAGGUAGAGCCAAUUUAUUUUUCAAUGAUGAUGAGAGCCAUGAAUACACGAAAGAGAACCAUGAAAAACUAAAAGAUGAUGGAGAAGAGGGAGAUGAAUCUGCGGCAGAUAAUCAACACAUUCACAAAGAAGUAGAAGAAGAGGAUGGCCUAUACGAUUAUGACUACAGUAAGAGGGAUAAACCGAUCAAAAGGCUCAAACUGAAAGGUUAUUUAAUUCCGAAUAUUGGUGAGAAAUACAAAGACUAUGUUGAUGAAGAUAUGGAUCUAGCAUUUGUACAACGAGGGGAAAGGGAAUUUUUCGAAUUCCAAAAGACCAUUAAUGGGCAAUUAAAUGAAAGUACCUACGAGCUGAUCAAGACCAACUCCCUAACGCAAGAAACUCUUAGUGCUACAGCAUUAAAAAUGGACAAAUUUAGAGCUGCCUCCAGACUUGUAUUUCUCAAUAGAAGAUAUGGUUUAGAUGAGCAAGGUAAUGUCCGUGACAAACUACGUCAAAAUAGAAUGGUUUGUGAACCCGUUUUUAUUUAUGAUAUGAUCAUGACAUGGCAUUUAAUUAAUGAUCAUGGAAGACCGAGAAAAUGUCAUCAGUUACUAGGGCCUAUGUAUUCCAAUAUUACACGUUUUUUCGUAGAACGAAUUUGCCAAUUUUGUUCUGUCUGUAAUCCCUCCAAGGAGACGAUACCUUUUAAGAAAUAUAAGCAUAUUAAUUGGUUUAAGGGUCUAUUACCAUUGGAAAGAGUACAGGUAGAGGUAUUUGAACCAUUUCCGGGUGAGAAAUUGGGUGGGAAGUACCCUCAGAUUUUAUAUUUUCGAGACUAUCGUUCUCGAUUUAUUUGGAUGGUUCCCUUGAGAAAUUCCAAAUUUGGUCAUUUGGUGGAUCUUAUCAGCAAGAUGAUUUUCAGCAUGAUUAGAAUACCCAUUUUUUUUGAGACAACUACCAUUGAGAAUCAAGAUUUUUUUGAUAUAUUUGAAAAAAUUGUCGAGAAAUAUCAAAUCAAUAUUGGGUUAGGUACAAAAUUGGGAGGUAAACGACUUACCAAUGGUCUUCCUCAGAUUAGGAAACUGUUGGGCCCACAUAAGGAAGAAUGCCUAGCCGAUUGGAUUAUGUGUUUAAAAUAUGGUCCUCAUACUUUCAAUAAUAAGAUGAACGAUAGAGCAUGUGGUGUCCCCGGUGACUUAUUAACUGGAGAUAUACCUGAUCUAUAUACGAAAUCAUAUGAUAAGAUUGAACAGAUAUUACAAGAUUUACCGACUGAGAAUAUUGUGAAGAUUGGUAGAGGUUGUAUUUAUUUAGAAGACCGUAAUCCGGAAGAUCCUGAAGCUGAGUACGAGGCCAACACGGAUGAUGAAUCUGACACUGAAGAUAAUGUUGAACAUCGACAAGAAGAUGAAGAGGAUAUUGGUGCAAUGAUGUCACCUAUGAUAGAUAAUACCCGAACCGAAGACGAGUUAGAGAAUGGUGAAAAGUCCCAUGAGGAUGACAAUCAUUCUAAUGAUAAUGAAGAAGGAGUUACGAAAGUAGAAGGGAGUGUACCUACAACGCCGAAGAGGAGGAAAUUGAAUAAUAAAAAUGUAACGAAUACGCAAGAAACCGAGAGUCCCGAGAUCACUGAACCAUCUACUUCUUACUAUCAGACUUAUCAAGAGACUACGUCGCAGCCCACUAUGAAACAUGAUGACUCUGGAGAUGACGUUGAAUGGAAUAAGUUGGGAUAUUCUAGAGAAAUAUAA